AUGUGGGGAAAUCUCCAGCGCACGUUCAUCAACAUUGUAAAUACAUGGUUGUUAUUGCGACAGUUCCUUGCCCUAAUUCCAAAAAGAAUACUGAGAGAGUGCAAGAUGGGUUCGAGGAAAUUCCACAAGAAAUAUAACCAAAUCACAAAGGGUAUCGGAAAAGUGCAGAGCAGUGAUUGCUGGGAAGGAAGUGGCAGGAGCGCUUUCAAAGCAGACAAAGGGAGAGAGGAGCCGCGACAUGGAAAAUUGUGGUUUGAACUCUUCAGCCAUGAUGUUGCUCUCUCACCUUGUCUCAUAUUCAUUGAUCAUUUGAAGAAGACCACGAGUGAGACAGGAGUGGUAAUGGAAACGUUGAACAACCAUGGCGUCCCUGCUUAA
Messenger RNA from Necator americanus (New World hookworm), 378 nucleotides. RefSeq lists its product as uncharacterized. Lineage: Eukaryota; Metazoa; Nematoda; Chromadorea; Rhabditida; Ancylostomatidae. The record is from RefSeq and is a predicted model, not a curated record. The transcript has a single exon. The coding region runs from base 1 to 378 and encodes 125 amino acids.